Trichomonas vaginalis G3 is the source of this 468-nucleotide messenger RNA. RefSeq names its product FAM183A and FAM183B related family. The record is from RefSeq and is a predicted model, not a curated record. The transcript has a single exon. Gene Ontology annotation, cellular component: ciliary base. Lineage: Eukaryota; Parabasalia; Trichomonadida; Trichomonadidae. The coding region runs from base 1 to 468 and encodes 155 amino acids.
AUGACAAAGAAAGAAGCCAAAGAAGCGCGUCCACCAAGGGAAGUCAAUCCAUUUGUUGCUGAUGCUAUUCUUAAAGAGACAGUAAAAAUGGAGGAAAGAAAUGCUAAAGAAUAUACUACAUUUCAACCAUCAUUAAAUUCACUUCAAGAGCCAACACCAGAUAAACCAUUAGUUAACUCAUUUUGCUCAUCUAAACAUGAUGAUGACUUCACAGCAGAAGAUACAGCUAUGCUUUCUACUCUAAGAAUGGAUAGAACCAUUCAAGAUCCUCGCCAGAAAUAUAAAUUCCCAAUUACUACAUCACAGGAGAUUGGUUGGGAUGCAUACGAAUAUUAUUCUAAGUCUAUUUUUAAUCAUAAGCAUAGUUCAACAGAUGUUACAAGGAAUCCAACUAAUCGCGAUCCUCUAAAGGCAAUUGGACCAGAAGCCGAUGCUCAGCGUGAAGCCAGACUUAAGGCUAAGAAAUAA